This is a messenger RNA of Oncorhynchus gorbuscha (pink salmon), 611 nucleotides long. RefSeq names its product sialic acid-binding Ig-like lectin 12. Lineage: Eukaryota; Metazoa; Chordata; Actinopteri; Salmoniformes; Salmonidae. The transcript is spliced from 3 exons. The coding region runs from base 1 to 609 and encodes 202 amino acids. The record is from RefSeq and is a predicted model, not a curated record.
AUGAGGGAUCUCUUCUCUCUUCCUGAUCCAGUGAAGCCCUCAGUGUUGACUCCUCCUCUGACAGAGGGAGAACCAGCGACCCUGACCUGCACCGCCCCGGGGAUCUGCUCUGGAACUCCUCCUAACAUCACAUGGACAUGGAAAGGGACAGGGGACAACAUCACUGAGCUCAGAGACAACACCACGACACAAAGGAGAGCGGAUCUGACCGGCUUCACAACAACCCACUUCUCAACUUUGACCUUUACACCUUCAGCAGAGCACUACACCACCAAGGUCACGUGCCAAGUGACAUUCAAAGGGAACAUCACCACUGAGGAGACAGUGACUUUGAAUGUGACUCAUGUGAAGGUACCCAAGAUCUCUGGUAGUAACACAGUGAGAGAGGGUGAUACCCUGAAUCUGUAUUGCUUUGUUGACAGCUACCCACCACCACCACCAUCUAUCACCUGGAGUAAGAAUGGGACAACAGCUUUGGAACAGAAUAUCUCUGGACUGGCCUCUCUCACCAUCUCCAACAUGACAAGAGAACAUGCUGGGGAGUAUGUGUGUAAAGCUCAACACCUCAACAGGACUCUGACAGCUUCCAUUGUUGUCACUGUGAUGUGAGU